AUGGUCCUGUCAACAAAGGAAGGAAAGCUAGCUGCUUUUUUUCAUAAUAUACGAGACUUCUUUCCAUCUUCCAUUGGUAUAUUUAUUGCAGUAACGCUGAGCCUGAUCCUAUUUUUUGCCGCACUCGGGACAACUAUUUUGUAUAUUCAGAGAUCAGGAACAUCACGUGCUGUAGUAAAAGCAUUUAAGAAGAUUAAGGAUUUUAUGAUAAAAAAGGAACCAUCUCUCAAAGGCAAGAAUGGUAAGCAAUGGGUCUCAGUCUGUGCAUUCAGGACCACGCUUCCGCCCUGCGCAAAUGCUGAAAUAUUACGUGAAACUCAGAAGUUAGCAGACAAACUGGUUGACUUGAUCAUCAAUGUGACUGAAAUAGAAGAUGAAAUUGAGGAUAUUAGUAAAAAGCUUCAUCAGCAAUGGGUGCUGUACAAGGAAGUCUUAUACCUAUUUGAAGAUAGAACGAAGCCAUGGCACAAAGCAAUAACAGCUUGUGAGGAUGAAAAAUCCAUGCUGAUUACUAUCGGAAGUCUUGAAGAGGAGGAGUUUCUAGAAAGAGAAACCAAUACUGCACAUCAAGACUCGUGGAUUGGUCUCCCUUAUAAGGAUGGGAAAUGGCAAUGGUAUAACGGUAUUGAUGUUGGAACCACUUACUGGAAGGCAGGUAUGCCGCAUGAUUUAGAUAACAAACCCUGUGCCAUCCUAAAAGCACAUUGCUCUACCCCCAAAAAAUGCUGGGAAAACAUUCGCUGUGAUAAACAAAGACGAUGGAUAUGUAAGAAGAUGCCUGAUAAAAGGUGGUACACAUGAAAUCCUUGAUGAAACUGGAUUGCAUGAGCUCUAUGCUAAAAACAAAGACAGUGGAUCGAUCCCUGCUUUUAAAAGUCAGCUGUCCGUGUUAUGGAAUCAGGGCAUGGGAGAGCUCAACCCUCUGCUGUCAACAAUCGAAAGCACCUUGUCAGUAUUCCUUCCUCAGGUCUAGAAGAAGAGAUCAUAUUUUGCAACCUCAAAGACUUGGACCUCCAAGAAAAUAAAGCAUGGAAGAAUUCAGUCCUAACUGGCUUCUGUACUUCCAAUAAAUUAAUUUAGCAUAAUGUUACAGGUCUAGAGUUAGUGAAUGUUAGAAAUUAAUAAAAUGGUGGAAUUCAGGUAAUAUUGGGGACAUUGAGGGGAAAAUACAGGCCACAGCAGGUUUCCUGAACUGUGCCAAACAUGGAAAUUCCUGGGUUUAGCCUCUGCAAACUAACC
Messenger RNA from Zootoca vivipara (common lizard), 1239 nucleotides. Lineage: Eukaryota; Metazoa; Chordata; Lepidosauria; Squamata; Lacertidae. The record is from RefSeq and is a predicted model, not a curated record.